Molecule: messenger RNA, 1630 nt
Organism: Zootoca vivipara (common lizard)
Lineage: Eukaryota; Metazoa; Chordata; Lepidosauria; Squamata; Lacertidae
Gene: PRR11
Product: proline rich 11
Cellular component (GO): nucleus; cytoplasm
Source: RefSeq, a predicted model, not a curated record
AGUCAAGAAGGGCGGAGUUUUAGUUUUUUGACAUAGGGGUUUUGCUUAAGAUGUAAAGAAUUGGGGGAUGGAAUGAGAGUGCUUGGUAUGGCAGGAUUCCUGUUACUCAUUUGUCCCCUUCAAACAAAGCUUCAGGUCAAGGACAUCUAACAGGGAUAUGAUUUAGCCUGAAGUUUAAGUUAGAGAAAAUGGGCACGAACUGUCAACGGCGUCGAAAACUGAGAGCCAGAGCAAAACGUUUGGCGAACAGGAAGGAAGUUAUCAUUCAGCCUCAGUGUUCAAGUUCUCUCCCUCCAAAGCUUCCGGUUUCACCCUGCAGCUGGAGCAAGCCUCUUUGCGCAUGGCCCUUGACAUUUCUGAGCAUUGCAGUAGUGAAGGCUUUACAGACCGCAGGGUUGUAUUUGUACGGGUGGUGGCAGAGAAGUGUUGGACGGAUCUUUCAAGUCAUCAAAAAAAUUGUAUCUCCAUCAAACACGUGUCUGCAGGACCUGGCUGCGUUCCGGGAACGGUUAGAAAAGCUGGAAACUGAAUUUGCCAGCCUACAGUUGCUGGUCCAGAAUGGAACUGUUGUGCCUAUCUUGGAAAAGGCACCUUGCCAGAUGCAGCUGGAGAAUCCAGAGCCAGCUUUUCCUGCACAUGCGCAGCUGAGCCUUCCAGCAUCUUUGCCUCCACAGCCCCUGGCUCCCCCACCCCCUCCCCCACCCCCUCCACCCCUGCCUCUGCCUGCACCUCUCCGUCUCAUAAGAGCUGGUGGCACAAAGACGCCGGCAGCCUCGUUAAAAAAAGACGUACCCAUGCAGAUAACCCUCCAGGACCUCCUAAAUGUGAAACUGAAGAAGGCCCAAAGUGGCAUGGGGAUAGACAAGAGGAGAUCGCCGUUUGAAAGGCGCAAGGCAUUAAUUACGCUCUCCGACUUGCAAAGCAUCAAUCUGAAAUCCAAAGCCCCAGGACCACAAGCUCGGGUUACCAGUCACUUGAUCACUCCUAGCAGAAGCAGUUUAGAUUUCCGGAAACACUUGAGAAAAGUCGCUAUUGAGAGGAGCCCAGGUGGAACCCCAUUAAGCAACAAAGAGAACACGGAGACUGGGACAGGACUGACACCAAUCAUGACCCAGGCUCUGCGGCGCAAGUUUCAGUUGGCUCACCCAAAGAGUCCCUCUCCACCCCUGUUGCCUAAAGGAAGCAGCUUUGAGGAGCAAAGUUAGCAGUGCAGCUCCUGGCUAACUACACUUCCCUGUGCUGGUUUUCUGGCCUCUGCUGAUGGACACUACUAAUGUGGAAAGAAUUUAUUUAUUUUUAAGUAAAAUGCACUGGGAGCAGGGAGGGGAGAAGAAAGGAUAAGCUUUGUCGUCCUUUAGAGCAGAGCUCACCAUCCCCAGGUGAAACACACAAAGGAGAGACAGUAUAAGUCUUUUUUUCCCCAGCCAGCCUGCUCUUAUUUUUAUUCCUUUACGGCAGAGAUAGGGAAGUUGUGGCCCUCUGGAUUUGUUGAACUACAACUCCCAGCAGCCCCUAGCAGCAUCCAGAGAGCAUUCAUCCUCGCUUAAUUCCAUACUGGCAAAUAUGAGGUCAUCCCUAUAAAACAUCUUUAGGACAUAAAAUACCUGCAUGAGGAUUUGGACAUUCCUAA